CCUUGUAAAAAAUUGAUUUUCAUUAUAAAAAAUAAAAAAAAUACAUCUGGGUCGAAUACGGUCCUCAAAAUUGUCACAGAAAACGUCAAAACAUCUUUAUGGUUAUGUCGCCCCAAAACACAUAAAUCCCGAUAAAAACGCUGAUAUUUCAUCUCAUGAACGCAUAACAUACUCCCACCAAAAUGUCGUCAUCCGAGGUGACGAAGCUCCAGCAGCAUCUUUCGUUGCUCAAAGAGGAGUAUUCGAAGCUGCAAUCGAAGUACAAAGACGUGGAAUCGAAGUACAACGCAAUAGCAGCUUCGAACGGUGAAUUGAACGAAGACUCGUUCGCAUCGCGUUUAAUUAAAACAAUCGCCGACCUGUAUAAUAGUAAAACCUACAGUGAUAUCACCAUUAAAUUGUUGGACGAGGAGAUACACGCCCAUAAACUAGUGCUGAGCUCACGUUCCGAUGUUUGGAACUCACACACAAUCAGUUCAUUAAAAGAGCUGGACUGGACAGAGGAAGACCCAAACGUGUCAAAAACGAUAAUUCAAUGGUUGUACACGAGCAACGUGAAACUGUCUGCGGACGAUUUCACUCUGAAACUAAUAAAAAAAGCCCAUGAAUACUCCCUGAACCCUUUAGUAGAACAAUGUGAGCAACAUCUGAUUAGCAUCGUCAGCAUCCGCAAAUGCGUCCGGUUCUAUUCAAUUGCCGAGGAAAUAAAUGCCGUCAAUUUGCGCGAGUACUGUUCCGGAUUGAUUUCGACCCACUGGGACGAUUUGAACGCGUCCGACUUCGAACACAUGGAUGGACCUUUGCUGUACAAGAUGCUGAAGAGCAAGUCGCAGCUUCCGUUGCACAGCGCCGUGAGGCUGCAGCGUGAGGACGUGGUUUUCCUGUGCCUAGUAGAGAAUUCGAGCAAGCUGUCCGACAUAGUGAACGUUUGGAGCCCCACAGGGGAACUACCCCUAGAUCUGGCGCUUAGAUCUCACAACGAAAGCAUCGCAGCUACUCUGGUGCAACACAACGCCGACAUCAACAUCCGGGACGCCGAUGGCGACAGUCUCCUGCAUCGUGCUAUCAAAAAGGCGGACGCCUUUUCCGCCCUGUUCCUCUUGGACCGCAAUUGCGACGCCACCUUAUCUACCCGAAACGAGAACGACUCCCCGCUACAUUUGGUGGCCGGGGCCACCGAUCUGGACCAAAGCGAGAUGAUUACGGAGAAACUGAUCAACAAGAACGUCAACGUUAAUGCUCAAAAUCGACUGGGAUUUACCGCACUUCACGUGGCCGUCCAAGCAGACAACAAACCACUGUUCGAUCAGCUGCUGCAAGAAAGAAACGUGAAUGUUAACUUGCGAACCAACGACGAACACUCACCCUUGUAUUACGCUUUAUUAAAGUACAAUUCCGGCGACGAUUCGGACGAUUGCUAUGCCGCAAGACUGAUCGAAAACGACUGUCAAACGAAUCCAAUUUAUCGAGAAAACAGCAACAGCCUUUUGCACGUAAUGAUUCGCGACGGCUACAGGAAACCAGCCGUAUUUUUAACUAAACACGUCAACAAUUUGGAUCAUGUCAAUUUGGACGGAGAAACGGCGUUACAUUUGGCGUGUUUGAAUAACUUUCCUGAAGUGGUGGAGGCAAUUUUAUCCCUGGGUUCGAACCCUAAUUUACUCACUAACGAAACGAGACAAUCACCUUUGCAUUACGCAGUUAAAAACAACUCGUUCGACUGCAUUAAAACUUUCAUCGAACACAAUAAAAAACAAGAAGGAAACGUGAACUUCAACGCGCGCGACCUGGAAGGCGACACCCCAAUAAGCGUCGCCUUAAAUCUGGGCUAUCGAGAUCUAGUUCCACUGUUAAUAGAAGGUGGAGCAGAUGUAAACGUACGGAACGGCCGCGACUUCAGCCUCCUCCAUCAGGCUAUAUUAAAAGAAGACCCGCAAACCGCCCUCUUUUUAUUGGAGCAAGGUGUGGAUAUUAACGCCCUCACUACAGACGGCGAAACACCCCUGCAACUCGCCAUCCACUGCAGAUUACCGGAGGUCGUGGACGCUUUAUGUAAACGGGGCGUGGACAUGUCCGCCCCCGACAGGCUAGGAAAUUGCGCCUUGUGGGCAGCUUUGGAUUCGGAAUUGGAAGACAUUGCCGCCAUUUUGGUGAGACACGGUGCUGAUACUGAUUGCUGGGGACCAGGACCAGAUGGAUGUCGUCAGACGCUACUUCACAGAGCUAUUGAUGAGAACAAAGAGAACGCAGCUAUUUUCCUGAUACAAUCAGGCUGUGAUUUGGAUAGUCCGAGGAUGCCAGGCCCUAACGGGGAAGGAGGAGACGAAGCCAAAGACAAAGCGGCACCGCUACACUUGUGUUGCCAGUGGGGGUUAGAAACCGUCGUCCGGACACUAGUGGAGCACAGGGCAAACGUGAACAGCAGAGACUGCGAGAACAAGACGCCUCUGCAUUACGCAAUCGAAAACCAACACAACGGCAUAAUUAAUUUGCUGUUGAGCGUCCCCGAAAUCGACCUAAGUCUAAGAGACAAGUCGGGCUUGUCCCCGUUCGCCGCCGCCCUAACCAACCGCAACAACCGCGCCGCCCAGGCCAUCCUGGACAAAUUACCAACGGCUGCGGAACAGUUCGACUCCAAGGGACACAACUUCUUGCACAUCGCCAUCAAAAAAGGUGACUUCGAGAGCGCCUUGUUCUUGUUAACGGUACACGUGGACGUGAACUCCAGGGUGCAGGACGCAAUGUUGACACCUCCCAUUCAUUUGGCCGCACAGUAUGGCAACGAAACGUUGGUCAGGAGUUUGAUAUUGGCCGGCGCCAGAGUUGACGACAGGGAUGCGCAGAAGAGGACUGCGCUGCACGUGGCCAGCGAGGCGGGAAACGCGCCUGCCGUUGUCGCCCUGUUGCAGAACAACGCGAAUUGCGAUGCCUUGGACGUCGAAAGCAACAACGCCCUCCACAUCGCGGUCAAAGAAGGACACCUCGGUGUUGUGAGAGCGCUGUUGACCGAGUCCAAUAUCGACGCAGAGGCGGUGAACAUGAAGGGCAGAAACCCCUUGCACGAAUUGUGCAGAUAUGGCAAAGACAACGCGGCAGCAAUUUGCGAACUGUUCCUUGAAUGCAUGCCCGACUACCCCAUCAACAAGCCGGACAUUGUUGGCAAUUCGCCGCUUCUCCUCGCGUACAUGAAGGGCAACAGCAGCUUGUGCAAGGUGCUGGUUAAGAGCAACGCCUGUCUGGCAACAGAAAACCAGGAGAGGGUCACGAUUUUCAACUACCAAGUGCCCACAAAGCAACUCCUGAACAAACUGUUGGAUCAGCUCAACAAGCCGGCCGCGUGGUUCAACACGGACGCUUGCCAGGAGUGCGGGAAGAAUUUCUCGAUCACCGUCCGCGCCCACCACUGCAGAUUGUGCGGACGGGCGUUGUGCAGCAAAUGCAGCGACAACGAGAUUCCGAUAAUCAAGUUUGGGGAGAACAAACCGGUCAGAACGUGCAAGAUCUGUUUCGACGUUCUCAAAACUGGCGGACAAUAACGAACAAAUUGCACCGGUCUCGCAUUGAACAAGAAAUUAUGCUUUAUUCAUUGAUUUAUAUUGAUUAACUGGAUUUGUACUGAUUAACUGGACAGUUUCACCAACCAAAGUUUACGAACGAAAUUGUUAUUUGUUUUUAGUUGCGAACAUUCCUGUUUUUGCUUUAAUGUUGUAACGUUGUUAGAUAUUAUCAUUAUAUAUUAUAUUAUAAACUUGUAAUGUAGUUUUUAAGUAUACAAAUAAGUAUAUGUCUACUCAUUAUUAUUAUUAUUAUAUUAUUAUCUAUUAAUUAUUAUUUGAUUAUGAUUUGUAACCGAUAUGUUAUAAUUAUAAUAAACUAUUUAUAUAU
Messenger RNA from Aethina tumida (small hive beetle), 3885 nucleotides. Its product is annotated as rabankyrin-5. The transcript is spliced from 11 exons. Bases 183 to 3536 code for a protein of 1117 amino acids. The record is from RefSeq and is a predicted model, not a curated record. Gene Ontology annotation, molecular function: metal ion binding; protein binding. Gene Ontology annotation, cellular component: cytoplasm. NCBI's taxonomy places the organism in Eukaryota, Metazoa, Arthropoda, Insecta, Coleoptera, Nitidulidae.